Mercenaria mercenaria is the source of this 2727-nucleotide messenger RNA. RefSeq names its product coadhesin-like. Bases 188 to 1540 code for a protein of 450 amino acids. Lineage: Eukaryota; Metazoa; Mollusca; Bivalvia; Venerida; Veneridae. The record is from RefSeq and is a predicted model, not a curated record. The transcript is spliced from 9 exons.
AAUCAUUGAUUUAUGAAAACCUUAAAAUCAUAUAUCAAUAUUGAAAUUUAUGCUUGUUUUGCAAGAUGAGUCUUAACGCAAAACCAGGAUAUAUUUGCUUUCAAUUUGAUUAAAUUGUAUAAAACAUUAAUUUGUCAUUUUGUAGAGUUGUGGUAGAUACGCCAAAAUCCCAAAUAGUACGAUAGCUAUGAAAAUGGACGGAGGUCAAAUGCAAUAUUGUUACGAGUGCUGCUCAUUGGACAACUGUAACAAAAACUUAUGCAAACAUUCCAGCCCGGCAUCUUGUGCUGAUGAUGAAAAUGUUGAUUGUGCCCGAUGGAACUCUAUUUUCAGUAUAUGCGAGGAUAUCAAUAAAGCAAAGCUUAUUUGUCCAAAAUAUUGCAACCUUUGCCAUGUAGUUGACGGAAACUGGUCUCCCUGGUCUUCAUGGUCACAGUGUGAUGUCACGUGUGAAAAUGGAACAAAGUCUCGUGUUCGGUUUUGUAAUAAUCCCCCACCGCAAUACGGUGGCCUUGAUUGUCCAGGAGAAGGCACUGAUCUGAAAACAUGCCAACGGCAUUUAUGUCCUGUGCAUGGCGGAUGGAGCGACUGGGGACCCUGGGGGACCUGUCCAACAACUUGCGGCAUAGGUAUGCAGAGCCGGGCCAGAUCAUGUACCAACCCUGUUCCAGAUCGUUUCGGGGACCACUGCUUUGGACACAGUUUUGAGAAUGCGUUGUGUAACUCAGGCCCUUGUGCAAUACAAGGUGGCUGGAGUGACUGGGAAGAAUGGGGCAAAUGCUCAAUAACUUUUGGUAUAGGAAUACAGAGUCGAGCAAGAUCGUGUAAUAAUCCUGCACCAAAGAGUUACGGCAACACAUGUUCUGGACGAGAUUUAGAUGUCAAAUUGUGUUUUCCAGCCACAGAUUGCUAUGAUGUACUUAAGAAGCAGAAUGCAACAAAGAGUGGAGUUUACAAUGUAACUUUGUGGCGGUCGAAACAAAAGACACAAGUAUACUGUGACAUGGAAACUGACAAUGGCGGAUGGACUGUUUUCCAAUACCGUUUCAAUGGUUCAGUUAACUUCUACAGAAACUCUGCUGAAUAUGAGAGAGGGUUUGGUGAUUUAGGGACAGAAUUUUGGUUGGGUCUUAAUUUUGUCCAGGAAAUGGCAGCUCAAGGUAAAACUGAGUUAAGGUUGGACCUUACGGCAGCUGACGGCACAACUGUUUUCGAAAACUUCCAGAACUUUUACCUCGGAUCGAGUCCCUACUUUAUUUUAUACAUUGACCGUGGGACUGGGACAGCUGGUGAUGAUAAAUAUGGUUUAUCAUAUCACAAUGGUUGUGCAUUUUCCACUUACGAUAUUGACCGUGAUCGGCAUUCUAUGAACUGCGCAGUCCAUGGUCAUGGUGCUUGGUGGUACAAUGACUGCUACUAUGCCAAUCUGAAUGGGAGAUAUGCAACACCCGGAUCACGAGAUCCAAAGGGUAUAAUCUACCACCAAUUUAAAGACUGUUACUCACUGAAAACCUCUAAAAUGAUGUUUCGGCGAGUCUGACGUCAUUAUUUUACUUAUAUUUCAUCGGAUGUUGUAAAAGUAAUAGUGAACAGUUGUGCUAACGUAAGACGUCUGUUGUGUUUUUAUGUUUUGAUAUUAUCAGGAAAAUAUCAUAUCAAGGUGUCAAAUGAAUGUACACUAUUACACAGGUAGAGCAGAACUUGCUUAAUCUUCGGAUAGCAGAUGCACUUUUUCCAUGAGUGGAUAUGCUUUAGCGUUAUUGGUAAGUGUUUGAAUAAUGGAAUCAUUUAAACACAACAGAUAACAACAAACAAAACAUAUGUAAAGGGUUUAUUCAAUAAAGGAAAUAAUCAGCUUUAAGUCCAGAUAUGCACCUUUUACUAACAAUGUAUUAUAACAUGUCAAUUUAUGGAAGGUAGUUUAACCCAUGCUCAAAAUGUAACAUGGUAACCAAACCUUUUUGCACACUGACCUAUUUAGGUCUCGUAACAUGCUGGAAAUUGUCAUACUAGAUAUUUCUAAAAAAAACAGUUCUUUUUGUGUAUAACACAUUACCUGACGGUAGUUCUUAAAAACAUUAUUAUUUUACAUUUUGUAAUUUCUAAAAACUGAAGCUAAAGUAAAUCUAUAUUUUGAGCUGAUUUUUGAUGUUUGACUUCAUCAUUCCUACUGUUUCUAUGCUGUCGUUGUUCUGUUACAUUUCGUAUAAUUUAUUACAGUAAAUAUUGAUGUUAGUUAAAGACGCUCGGAAUAAAUUUGUUUUUGUACCGAUGUUUGAAAAAUCAAUGUAACAAACAGUCAGUUAAACCGAACACUAUAAUGGAUUAUUGUACAGUGCACAUUGUAUGUCAUUACAUCCUUAUACAAAUCGCCGUUCCAUAGUUUGUAAAUGUAUGCAUGCACGUGCCAUUGACCGGUCUACAGUUAAACACUAAAUUGUGCUGGGCUAAGUCAUAAUUUAAGGACAAAUAUGAUAUACACAAACGAAUUUCAUUGGAUUUUAUUGACUACAAUCAAGUUUUCAUAUAAGUUAGAAAAUACCUCUGCAGGAGUCAGUAUAUAAACCAACCUAAUGAUUAUAAUAACAUGCAAAUACAUUAACAAGUCUACUGAACAGAGACUGUGAGACUUACAAUUUCUUAAAGCAUUAUCUAUUGUAAUAUUUUUAAUAUUGCUAUUUUCAUCUGUUGUAAUUGUUUCAAUAUUCUCGUCUCAUGUGUAAUAAA